AUGGCACACGCCGACAAGCAAGCAGGAUUCGAGAAGCUUUGGGAUCAAAUGGAGAUGCUCGCGAAGUCUAGGGACAAGACAGACAAGAAGCGUUCCCGUGGCAUUGCAGAAGAUCUCGUCGACGACUACAGCGAGCUCCCACGAUCUUACCACAUUCGCGCUUACAUGGCACUGGCCUCGCUUUUGUGUGCUCGGGAUUCCCUUCGUGAGGUCGCAGAGUACCACGCAGAGAUCCAGACCGAGGCCCGGGCCGAGCUACGCGCUAAAAUACUGGCUGAGCUCCAGGCUGAACUCCGAACCAUCAGAGAAGCAUACAAGAACAAGGCAAUGCAGGAUUGCAUCGUCGUUGAAGGAGACGAAGCCGUCGAGAACACCCAAGUAUCCUCACUCACAGCCACGACUCAACUCGGGCCUGGCAGUCAGGAAGAGCUUAUCGACCUAACUCUCGACGAUGGCUCCAUUUUUUCCAACAACAACAACACCAGCUACAGCGAGCUUAUCGACCUGACUCUCGACGACGACUGUGUCCCUUCCAACAACUCAGGCGACGAGUCUUCGGUCAACUUCGACAGUGGUGUCGAGGAAGGAACAGACAUCUUGUCGACACAGUUCUCCUCACCCCCAAGAUCGAAUGUAUCACUCUCUAUGCAUCCCAGAACGAGGGUCGAGCUAAUAGUAUUCUCAGUGCCCCUCUUCGUACAUCCACCAAUAGUGCUGCUCAUUCCAACACCGACAGCAAUAUCGUAG
This is a messenger RNA of Aureobasidium vineae, 747 nucleotides long. The record is from the annotation of a GenBank genome assembly. Lineage: Eukaryota; Fungi; Ascomycota; Dothideomycetes; Dothideales; Saccotheciaceae.